GGCGUUGAUCGUCGCUCUCGCUGGGAACUGACAAGAGGAACGGAAAAUGGCGGACCUUGAAGACGUUACGCUGGACGGGAGACCGCUCCAGUCCCUUCGAGUAGCGGACUUAAAGGCUGCUCUUGAAGAGAGGGGACUGUCGAAGAGCGGUCAGAAGAACACUCUCAUUAAAAGACUCAAGGGGGCUCUCAUGCUGGAGAACUUGCAGAGGACCUCCACAGCUCAUAUUGGACUACAGCCAAACUCUCAGAUUGGCGAGGAAAUGAGCCAGAACAGCUUUAUAAAACAGUAUCUGGCUAAGCAACAGGAGCUACUGAGGCAGCGUCUGGAGAGAGAGGCUCGCGAAGCAUAUGAAACAAAUGAGCAAGAGGGUCAUGCAGAAGUCAACAACAGCACAUCAUGUCCUCCUCCUGCCCAGGAUGUCACACCAGCAUUAGCUGAGCAGCAUAAGCCAGCUGGCACCUCUGGUGGAGAGGGAUUGUUUGGUGCAGUAAAUGAGGGCCAAGGAAAUAGAAACCAGGAGGCUGAUGUGUCCAGUCCACCUGCUUCUGGCUCUGUGCCCAUGCGCGUUACUGGUACUGAGCAAAGGCCAGAGAGAGGCUCUGCAUCCAGCGAAGUCCCAGGUGACAGUGACGAUGAUGACAGCGACGAAGGUGACGAUGAUGGUGAUGAUGAUGACUGGGACAGCGGUGCUCGACGGAGAAACUUCAGAGAGCCAGCCAGGGGACCCACAACAAGGGAGAGGUCUGCGGCAUCCCGUCAACCCCAGCAGCAACACAUCCCUUCUCUUUUGUCACCCCAACUCCGCCAGCCAACACCACCUCCCUCCCCUCCACCAGAAUUAUCCUUCCCUUUGCCUGACACCCCUAAACAGAGCCCACCUAGUCCAGAUGUUGCCCCAGCUAGGCGUUCACCCAGUUCUUCCAGCUCUGGUUCCUCCAGCAGUGGUAGUCGCAGUAGCAGCCCUGAGCCACAGAGGAGUGGACAUAAUGAGCGCAGGCCAGGCCCGCUGACCCUUCUGGCACGUAAAAUGGAGUCAGAAGGUGCUUUCUCUGGAGCAGGAUGGCAUGCCACCGAUGGGGAAGGUGAUAGGCAGGACAGCAAUUCAUCCUCAGCUACAUCAUUUCCUGGCAGAGGACCACCAGAGAGCCUGGUAUCUGCCACCACUCACACAUCUAACACUGCGGAGCAUGUACGAUUUUCCAUAAUGCCAGGCACCAAUCAGGGCGUUGCAGGAGCACAUUCGGCCCAUAUUCAAGUACCUGUGAGUAUGCUUGAGCCCGCUGUGCCCGACGAGAGGGACAGAGAGAUGGAGUCUGACCUAGAAAGACAAGAGAAGCUGAGAAAACUUGAGCAAGAACGAGCCGUGGAGGAAGAGCGAGAGAGAGCCCUAGUACUGGAGCGAGAAAGAGAGAGAGCUUUGGAGAGAGAGAAGUUUGAGCGACAGCAGGCCUUAGAAAAAGAAGAGAGAGAGAAGGCUUUGCAGAGGGAGAAGGAACUUGCUCUAGAAAAAGAGAGGCAGGAGAGGGAACAAGCUUUGGCUAAAGAGAGGGAAGAGCAAAUGCAAGCAUUAGCACGAGAGAAGGCCUUGGAACUGGAGAGGCAGGCUGAGCUUCAAAGACAGAAACUUCUGGAGCAAGAGCGGCUUCAGAAAGAAAGAGAGGAGAGGGAAAAGCGAGAGAAAGAAGAAAUGGAGAGAGCUGCUUUGGAGCUUGAACGGGAGCGAGAAAGAGCUAUUGAGCAAGAGAGACUAGCUCUGGAGGCUGAGAGGAAGGAAAAGGAGCGGAUUGAGAGAGAAAAAGCUCUGGAGCAGGAAAGGUUAGAGAAAGAGAAGGAGAAAGCUUUGGAGCAAGAGAGGAUAGCAUGUGAAAAAGCCUUAGAGCAAGAAAGAAUCGAGAGAGAGAAAGCUAUAGAGCUAGAAAGGAUGGAGAGAGAGAGGGCCUUGGAGUUGGAGAGAAUUGAGAGAGAGAGAGCUGUAGAGUUAGAAAGGUUGGAAAGGGAGAGGGCCUUGGAGUUGGAGAGAAUCGAGAGGGAGAAUGCUCUAGAGCUAGAAAGGAUGGCGAGGGAGAGGGCCUUGGAGUUGGAGAGAAUCGAGAGAGAGAGAGCUCUAGAGUUAGAAAGGUUGGAAAGGGAGAAGGCCUUGGAUGUGGAGAGAAGAGAAAGAGAAAAAGCUCUAGAGCUAGAAAGGUUGAAGAGGGAGAGGGCCUUGGAGUUAGAGAGAAGAGAAAAGGAACGGAUUGAAAGGGAGAAAGCCUUGGCGCAAGAGAGGGAGGCAGCUCUGGAACAGGAGAGAAUUGAGAGAGAGAGGAAGGAAAAGCUGGAGAGGGAGAAAGCUGUAGAGCAAGAGAAACUAGAAAGGGCAAGAAAGGAGAAGGAGAGAGCUUUGGAGCAAGAAAGGCAAAAAGCUCUUGAACGUGAAAGGUUGGAGAAUGAGAGAGCCAUGCAGAAAGAAAGGGAGGAACAGGAAAGGAAGCUGGAACAGGAGAAAGAUAAAACUAGGUUGGCUGAAAAGGAGAGUGAGAGUCACCUCUCUCCAUCCAAAUGUGGCCUUGAGGUUGGUCUCACCUCCCUGCCAACUCCUCACCCCCUCUCCACAGGACCAGCUAUAAACUCGUCAACAGAGGCAGAAGACCAGGAGCAAGUCCAUGCUCCAGAACACCUAAGUGAAGCCCAAGCAGCAAAGUCUGGUGCAGCCACGUCACCAGCAUCUCUUUCAUCACACUCGUCAUUUAAGAAGUUCAAGUUCCUAAGGGACCCAGCUCAAGCGCAGUCCUUGUCCACAUCUAUGGUUAUUAAGCGGCCCCGCACAUUUUCUGAUGGCCCCCAGCCUCUCGCCCCACUUGUCACUUCUCCCACCAGUGUUGGGAAAGGACAGUUAGGACAGGGUCCUUCCCUUAAACAGGAAGAUUCAGAGAUACGGACAAAUCAGCAGGUUGCUGCUGGACCACCAGGAUCUGUGGGGAUCCAAUCUGAGGAGGAGCUUGCUGUUAGUACUGCAGUCGUUCCCAAAGAAGAAAGAGCCACAAGGCUAGUGUCGGAGAAUAAAGAACAGGCAGCUUCAGGAAAGACUGAAAAGGCUGCCAAGGAGUCCACCCAAAAACCAAAAGAUGUGGAUGAAAGCAAGGGUUUGACAAGCUCAGUGGGUGGAGCACAGCAGAGGGGAAGAGAUUCAAAGAAGGAAGGGAAACGAACAAGACAAGGAUCAUCAUCCAACGAUUCUUCAUCCUCUGAAUCAGACUCUGAGUCCUCAUCUUCUCGGUCAUCUGGCUCGUCCUCAUCUUCUCAAGAAAAAAACAACUCCUCCAGAGUUAAAAGGGAGGGGACACCUAAAAGAGAUUCCUUACCACGGCACACAGAGGCUCAGUGUGAGGAUUUGAAGAAAUCCCCAACAACCUCUCCCUGCAAAAGAGACACGUCUGCAGAGAAGAGGAACACAACUGCAGAUGGAGGCAGUCGCAGCAUGAAACAGUUUGCUGAAGCACAGACUGCAGGACAGACGCAUGGGAAGAGAACAGACAGUGAGGAAGAGGAGGAAAAGGACAAACAAAGGCAGGUGAAGGAGACUGCCAUGGCCGAUCCAGAGAAAUAUCAAGAAACCAGCGAGGAGAAAUCAAAGGCCUUCUCAGCUCGUAAGAUCUCUCUUAGCAGCAGUAAAUCAUCCCCGGGCACCAGCGGUGCAGAGGGUGAACAGGAGUCUGGGACAGUGGCCGGUCGCAAGAGGAGGUGGGGCUCCAGCACGGCUGUCACUGCCAAGAAACCUUCCAUCAGCAUCACCACUGAUUCACUCAAGUCUCUGAUCCCAGACAUCAGGCCGUGUUUAGGACAGGAGGCAGUAGUUGACUUGCAUCCAGAGGAAGCUGUCCUCUCUGGAGCUGAUGACGAAGACAGGGAGCGCUCUGAUCAGGAUCUUCAGAUUAGACGCACUGUCACACAGGUGGUGCAUUCAGAAAGCCAGGAGAAUGGACAAAGAGAAGCAAAGAGGAGCAGGCAAGAGGAGGUGGAGGAAGAGGAUCUACGGGUAGACCAAGAAAGGACAAAGGCUCAUGAAGAGCAGAUGGAUAUCUCCAUUCCUGUAGCUGUGGAAACCCAUUCACCAACACAUACCAGCCACGAUGUAGAAAUCAACACUGUGACCCCCAGCGACACCCUCAUCCGUCGCUCCAUCAGCCAGCAGAAAACAGGCGUUUCCAUCACAAUCGAUGACCCUGUUCGCACGGCCAAGCAGCCCUCACCACCUCGUGGAAAAGUCUCCACUAUUGUUCACAUCUGCAACCUGGUGAGGCCGUUCACUCUGGGACAGCUUAAGGAACUGCUCAGCAGAACUGGCACACUGGUGGAGGAGGGCUUCUGGAUCGACAAAAUCAAGUCUCACUGUUAUGUAACUUAUUCAAGUGUAGAGGAGGCAGUCGCCACAAGGGCAGCUCUUCAUGGAGUGAAAUGGCCACAGAGCAACCCAAAAGUUCUCAGCGUUGACUUCUGUCAGCAAGAUGAAUUGGACUUCCACAAAGGUUUGGCUGCAGCUGACAAACCUGGAGAAGAGGAGCAGGGACCUGGCUCCGGCCGCGGUCGAACAUCAGGCCUACCCUCUCUCCUUCCCGAGCGAGAUCAGUGGGCCGAACGCGAGCGUGAAAUGGAGCGCAGGGAGCGAGCCCGAGCAGAAAGGGAGUGGGAUCGCGACAAGGUCAGAGAGUUUGGAAAACACGGUGAAGAGAAGGAGGGAGGUCCGCGAAGGUCACGCUCCAGAGAGAGACGACACAAGGAGAGGGGAAAGAGCAAGGAGAAGAAGGAGAAAAUGGCCGAGGAUCCUCCCGCAAAGCUGCUUGAUGACUUGUUCCGCAAGACUAAAGCUGCUCCUUGCAUAUACUGGCUUCCACUUACAGAUGAACAGUUUGCCCAGCGGGAAGCUGCCAGAGCAGAACGGGCAAAAGAACGUGAGAAACGGCGGAAGGAGCAAGAGGAGGAGGAGAAAAAAAGGGAAGAGGAGCGCAAGGAGAGGAUGAAAGCUGGAGGAGGCACAACAGAACGCAGUGAGGGUGAGAAAGACAAGGACAGAGACAGAGAGAGGGACCGGGACCGAGGUAGAGACAGAGACAGAGACAGGGAGAGGGAAAGGGAAAGGGAGAGGGAGAACGACAAACGCAGGGAUGGCUACCGUAGGCCAGGGGGCAGCGGGGCUGGCGGAGGCCGACGCUCACGCAGCCGCAGUGAACCACGAGAAAGGCGGCGCUAAUGGCCAAUCAGCUGAUGGAACUGUCCUAGAGACUGCCCUCUUCCAUUUGCCUUUCACUACAUGUACUUUGUUACAACUAAGACCCAACAGAGGACCAACUGAUGUCGCUACCAUCGUUCAAAUUGUCACCCUUUUUUUUUGUUUUUUUUUUGUUUUUUUUAAAGCACAUUUACACCUACACAGAAUCAUGCUUUAAGGGGACCAUGAUUUGUUUUUUCUUUCUUUUUCUUUAAUUUUUUUGCAGUCUUGUUUCUUAGAGCGCUGUACGUGGCGUUCCCUGUCAAGAUUUGAUCUCGUUUCCUUUAUACAUUCGCCUCUUUCUCUCCAGUUUUUGUGUUGACAGCAUAGCUGUUUGACUCACUGGGUAAUUUUAAUUAUUUACCCCCAAUGUUCCCCAUUUGCCCCAUAGUGUGGGUGCCAGUUAUGAUUUGCAGUCAAUUGUUGUCGCCUCUGUGUUUAACAAUUUGGAUGAGGAAUCCUUUUGUUGCUGCAUGUGGUUUAAGGCUGCUCUUGCCAGUCCUGCCUAAAGAGAAAACUCAGUCCUCUCCGGAGAGGACUGCGUAAAUCAGAAAAUACUGAAAUAGGAGUGUUUGGCUUUUGUACAGACUUAAGAUUACUUAAAAUCAAGUCUUUAAAUGAGGCAGCUCUGGGGUGUUUUUAAACAAGCGUGGAAUAACUACUAAGGCAAUGCAGUGUUCCUCUGUCUCUGUUAAGAGAUGAGUUUAUUCUCUGUGGGAGAGAAUCUGUCACAGCUGACACAAAUUAUGUUUAUGUCCUCAUUGAUUCUCCUCUUCUCCCUUUCUUCCUCUUCCUCCUGUACUCUGACCCUGUAGUGUCGAUACAGGCCUGAGAGGGGAGCUUGCAUUAUGAGUUUUCUCACCAAUGGUUUUAAUAUUGUUUUUUAAUCUUUAUUUUAUCAUUUUAGUACAAAGAAUUUUUUUUUUUUGUUUGUUUUUUGUUUUUUUAAUUUCUUCUUUGAGUACGCCUAUCAGUGGUGAAUGUACAAAUAAUAAAAAUUGAAGUUUGA
This is a messenger RNA of Archocentrus centrarchus (flier cichlid), 6257 nucleotides long. RefSeq names its product apoptotic chromatin condensation inducer 1a (gene acin1a). The record is from RefSeq and is a predicted model, not a curated record. Gene Ontology annotation, biological process: RNA splicing. Gene Ontology annotation, molecular function: RNA binding. Lineage: Eukaryota; Metazoa; Chordata; Actinopteri; Cichliformes; Cichlidae. Bases 47 to 5230 code for a protein of 1727 amino acids. Gene Ontology annotation, cellular component: ASAP complex; precatalytic spliceosome. The transcript has 18 exons.